Pseudomassariella vexata is the source of this 5796-nucleotide messenger RNA. RefSeq lists its product as uncharacterized. The record is from RefSeq and is a predicted model, not a curated record. Lineage: Eukaryota; Fungi; Ascomycota; Sordariomycetes; Amphisphaeriales; Pseudomassariaceae. The coding region runs from base 1 to 5796 and encodes 1931 amino acids. The transcript has 4 exons.
AUGAAGGAAAACACCACACCGGCAGACACAGCUCUGCAUGACAACGGUGGACAGAAGACGCCGAAGAAGGCCACCAAGGACAUGACCACCAAACCUGAGGAAAGUAAACUUGAGAAGAUAUCCAAAGAGAAGUUACCUAAGGAGAAGGUCCCCGAGGAAAAGACCCACGCAGAAACACAGAAGAAGAAGCCAGAGCCACUUUCCAUCAAAAUGCAUGUCCCCUGGAGUGUGCGAUUGGACCCCUUCGUCCGACCCGACGAUGCCAAGUAUGUCGAGAUGAAAAGGUAUUUUACGAAGCUCGUGCGGAAUCCAGGCACGACUAUGGACCAGAUUCUGAAUCAACAUUUCACACCUCACGAAAUCAAUAAGUUCGUCCCGACGAACGAGGGCAACUUCGCAAAGCUUCAGAAGAACAACACGGAGGAUUUUCAAUACCUGCUGAACUCUACCUUCAAGAACGAGAAGCCUACACUGGAAACGAAGUUGGUAAUGAUGUACUUUGGGCUUCCGGUGGCUCCGAUGAAGAUGCUUGGUAUUGAUAUCGCCAACUCCGACGAUUUGGACGACCUAGAGGAACCUCGGCCCAUUAUUCGUAACCAGCUCGACUUCCUGGACGACUGGUCACAGCGGACGUACGGGGAAGAUCCCUACCAUGUCGAUAGGAGUAAAACUCGUCUGCUGAUGUCGAAGCCUCUGAAGCCACUAGGCUUACGCGGAGGUGGGCUCGAUGAAGACGAGAUGCAGGACAUAUGGUCGGAUGACGAUGAGUACUCGGCCGUGUGUGAAAGCCAAGCUAAUCAACAGCUUGCCUUAUGUAGGGGUGGUGACGCCCAGCCCAGCAAGGUCGUCGUUUACGGACGUCAAGGUUCUAUGGCCGUCGAUGCAACCUGGGGUCAAGGUGGUAUUGCUCCUGCAAUUGUUGAGUUGCUCUCUCUGAGGUCCAACGAACACAUCGAUAUUUGUAUCGAUUUGUUUGAUGGAGAUAACUGUCUUCAGUUCUUCAAGGGAAUUUUCCUCCAGCCUUGGGAUCAGUACGCAAAGAGCAAGGAAAACACGAUCACAUCAUUUUUCACGGACAAAGUGUUGUCGCUGUCGCACCCUGCCUGCUUCGUCCGACUCGCCGCUGACGAAGCUCCUCCAGCCCUCGAGCCGGGCCUUGGAAGUGGUGUAGCUAAACUCGUUCUCGAAACUCGAAAUCGUCCGGCCAUUACGGCGUACCUAAGAACCCCUACCACGCCUACCGUCUCCAACACGUCAUCGCAGUAUGUGGUUGAGUACCAGAGAUCUCUUGGUGUCUUCUUCUCGAAUAAUAUGGAAGGAGAGAAGGUACGUCACCAGUACUUGCGGAUGCGAACACUUCCGGAGGAGAAGCGCAUCUCAGGCAAAGAAACAGAUGAGAAGGUCUAUACCUGUCAGGACAUCACAGAAUCCGUGGUCCAGCAGAUUGCGACUCAGGCAGCCACCGGAAAUGUCCCCUCCAUUGAAUUGAAGCCCGAAGACAUCAACACCAACAAGAUUCCCAUCAUCACCCCCGAUGAUCAAGGCUGGGUAAGCGAGACUCAGGCAGUUACCAAGACCCAAUUAUGGGAAACAGAUUGGAUCUGCCGGGCUACCCAAGACGCCUGGGCCUCCAAAUUAACGGGGGCGUCAAAAGUUACCAGCAUAGAGUUUUGGGUACCAGCCGAGGACUUUCACAACCUUGAUGUAUCUCCGAUCAUCGUCAGUCUCACGACAAAUGGCGACCCAACUGCCGCAGGCCAUGGUGCGUGGAUUGAUAGGAUCAAUGCUUUCAAAGCCGAAGAUCCAGAACACUACAACAAGGGAUUCGCCGUGGUGGCUAGACCGGUGUACAACUCGUACCGCCUUCAAGCCCCAGCCUGGGAGACGGUCAAAGGACAUAGCGCAUACCAUGAUUUCAAACUGAUGGAGCAAGAUCUGGAGCUUUUCAAGGAUCAGAUCAGUAUCUACUUGUUCCAGAACGGUUACGACAAGUUUGAACAGACCCAUGUGCUUCGUCUCCAGCCAGAGGGUGGCAUAUCUGGGCACGUGGUCCGACACGAUACGACCGAGGAUGAAUGGAAGCGCAUUCAACGACGCAUUAUAACUGACAGGAUUAACGUCGAGGCGUCCAUCGCGCCACAUGAGGCAUCCCUUGGGGCGAGGGCGGAGAAAGAUACGAAAUGGGACGUUAACCCGCUGUCAUACUGGGGACCCUGCUAUGACGUAGAGGUCGGCCCUGACAUUCCCAUGCCGGACGCCCUUCUUGAAGAGCGCGCAGCAAGGCAAGCGCGUGGUCAAGAGGUCCAGGAGAUACACGACGCCUUAGGGAAGAAUUUCAGGUAUCAGCAGAUGGGGGAGGACCACACCACGGCGUCGAUAAAAGCGACCCACGAUAUGAGUGACGAGGGAAGGCAAAAUAGUCAUGAGGAGAUUAAUGUCUCGGCCGCUCGGAACGGGAAUCGUAAGACAAGUGAUGAGAAAGGGCAAAAGAUCCGAGAGGAUAUGGCCGCGGCCAGCAAAACUAGACUCAAGAAUGAUUCUGAUAAGACGCGAAAGGAAGAAAUCGCUAGACUGCUCAACAGGGGCACCCACAACCUUCGGGGCGCAAUCGACCACGUCUCGAUGCGUGCCCAGGCAUUCUGGGAUCCGCCCAGCGUCUAUGCCAACCCACUCAAGCCGGCCAUGCCCAUCCAUGGACCACCGAUGGAGUCUGUCAUAAAGACAGGCCCAAGCGUACCAGAAGUCAGUCUGGCCAUGCGAACCCCAACUGAGAUGGCCCGUCUUCAACGAGAGGUACACAUGCUCCGCGGACAGAUCCUGGACCGUGUUCGGGAGUGUCCCUACCAGGGUUGCGACAAGUAUUUAGCAUACAGCGAUGCUCUGGAGAUGGAUCGCCACUUGAACCAGGACCACUACAUCUUGAAGUGCUUUUUCUGUUGCCCCAAGACGGAUCACCGACUGCAGUACUUCAAUGAGGAGCAGAUCAAGGCCCACAUCGCCACCGAACACUACGAAGAGCUCAAGCAACUUGGCCAGGUCCCCGUGGAUACCGGUGGUGAGUCCUUGCAGGAAGGCUCACUGGCUUUGACUGAAAACUGUGAUCGCGACGCUAUGGUUGCCAUUGAGACCAAGAAGAAGGUGUUAUUCUCCUUUUGCGAUCGUUGUGGUCGUGAUCAGAACCUGUGUCGGCAGGAAGGAGACUAUAUCAACCACAAACUCAAGUGUAAGAUGUUCGAGUUCUCGCCGGACGAUGUCCGAUACGGAGAAAGGCCAGCAUACUGUGCAACGUGCGGGUACAAGUUAGGAUGUAGCCUGGGUAACCGGCAAUGCACCCGAGUAGGCUGUCUAACGUAUGGCCCUAAUCCCCAAGAGGAGAAUAACUUUUGCAAGGAGUGCGGCUACGGUAUCCGUCACCUGACCGAAAAAGACAGAAUUCAGCACUUACUAGGCUGCCGACCUUGUGGUGGUUGGACAUGGGAUUACUGCGGUUUCUGCGGCGUUCAACUGGCCCACCUUGGCGACGCAAAGAAGUGCGAGCACGGCUGGUGGUGCGAUGCCCGUCCACGGCCGAAGCCCGUCAGGUGCCCUUCCGAAAUGUGCCAGAGCGUCAUUCUCACCUCGCCCGAACAGGCUAUCGCGCACUUCAACUUUGAGCAUAACGUCCAUCACAGCUGUCUGUGGUGUGGGAAGAACUGGAGCAAGAACCGCUCCGAGGAGUGGAUUGAUGACAAGAAACUCCGCCAUUUCGCCCAGCACAUGCAUCAGUUUGCGCCGUUGUUCAUCGAAGUCGAGGGCGACCAGAGUCCAAUGGGCGAUAGAUGUCCGUACUACGAGCAGUGCGGCAGCAUCACCACCAACAUGAAGGAAUCUCAGUACUUGGCCCAUAUGAAACAGCAUGGGGUUGAUGAGGAUGGGGUACGCAACCCAGAUCUUGACGUUUACAGCCGUACCGAUCAUAUUUUUUAUCCAACGGGUGUGCCCAACCGCCGCUUCAACGAUCCGCCAAUUUCUAUGUUCGGUUUCCGAGAAGCUGAGGAAGGGGAUAUCGUGGAGGCGCGGAGACCUGCCUCGCCCAAUUGGGCACAGAUGGGGCCGGAGUCAGACUCAUUUAUGCCAGAGCCUCACUGGAGUUGUUCGAGAUGCUUCAGGCCGGCAGGGAAGGAUCCUGAGGAAAUUGCCCGCCACUCGGAUCCCCACCUAUCCUGCAAGAUCCGACGUGCCAAGGGAUAUAUAGGGUCCCCGAGACUCGUGCCAAACCGCAGCGGCUGGAUUAAUUUUGAUGAAGUAGACAUCGAUCCUGCUAAAUGUCGUGAUGACUUCAUCAAGAAGUAUCCAGCUUACCUCUACACCAUGUUCCCUGCCAAUCCAAGGAACGUUAUCAAGGUCUACGGUGAUAAGCCUAACCGCGGCGAGGACCGUGAUGACCCCAACUUCGACGAGGAAGGGGUCGUGCUAGAUCACAUCCAAAGCGGGAGUUGGUACUUGCCAUGGCCGCCCUACGAGGGUCGUGUCAUACCCAUGACAGUUCCCGAAGGAUUUGAUCCUCGUGCCAACCAGCUCGCACUACAACGCUCUUCUCAGUCAGAUAAGGGCGAACUAAAAAUCGAGCAUAAAUCGCCCGAAACGAGGCCCUCUCCGGUGAAGGUGCAGCGGAAGAGGAAGAUUCAGUAUGACUCCGAAUCUAGCCUGGAAGCCGUCAAAAAGCCCAAGAAUGUCGCCAACAAACGCAAACGCCCCCUCAUGCUCGACGACACAGACUUUUUAUCGGAUGUUACGAGCAUCGAUAGCGACGGAAAGCCUAGAAUGAAACGCAGAAAGGCCUACGUUGACAGCGAUGGAGAGUGGCAUCCAUCCGAGACAGAAUCCGACUCGGACUCGCAGCCCGACCUUAAGAUCGUCUCCACCGAGAAUGAAAUUUCAGCUGGUGAAGAAUCCGAAACUGAUGUUGAGGACAGCUCGAAGACCAAGAAGGGCAAGCGAACCAAGAAGAUCACACGCCGGCAGAAGCCGCUCAAGGUGCUAAACGAUGACCCAGAUGAUCCCGGAUACAGUCGGGAGAAGGCCCUGCGUCCUGACCCGUUUGAGUUCGCUAACAAAGUCCCCUUGGAACUGAACAUGCCCGAUAUCGACGACAACGACAUCCUGCCCAGUCACAAAAUGCCCAAAUCGGUCAAGCAUCCCCGGCUCACGUCCACACUGCCUAACAGGAGUACGGCUGCUAGGAGGAGCCUGGCGGCGGUGAAGAAGGUACCGGCGGGAACAAAAGUGUCAGCUGCGAAGAAGAUUCCAGAGGCGAGGCGAGCUGUUGCUGUGAAGAAGGCUUCGGGUACGAAGAGGACUGCUGUUGCUGCUGCUACGAGGAAGAACAAGGAGGAUUUUCAUUGUGAGGGGCCGGCGAACACGGAGACUACUCCUGCCAACACGACUGGUACCAUGACGUCCCGUACGAUUAAGAAAGUUGGCGCCAAAUUAACACCAGUGUCGAAGAAAGAUGAGGUCGAGGCCGGUCCCAUUGCGCCUGAGACUCCGCUCGCAGCUCGAGAGCUGUCCAAGGCUUCUGCCCCUGCCACCGCUCCAGCUCCAGGCCAGGCAUCUUCCUCUGCUGCCGCUGCGGCCCUACCCAAUACCCCCGGUGUUAAUCCUGCGCUCGAGCUCAAGGCCUCCACGGGAUCUGCUCCCAUGCAGAAAGCAGUGGCUGGCAUGGCGCCCGACACACCUCCCACGUCCCGUCGGCCUUCAGUUAUGACAUCUACGCUUGAUCAGGAGCCAAUUGAUGCGACUAUUACCUCCGCUUAA